AUGAUCAACGAGGAUACAGACGUUCCCCUUCAUAAUAACCCUCAGAACGCGAAAGAUACUGUAGAUGUUCUACCAUCCUUUCCCCUUCCUGAUAGCCCUCAGCGCGCAAAAGAUACGUUAGACGUUAUACCGGCUUUUCCCCUUCCUGAUAGUCCUCAGCGCACGAAUUCUUCGCAAUCCAAAAAACUUACUCCUCUUGAAAAAGCAAACAAAAUACGACAAAAAGUGUUUUUAGAACCUGGUCAUUCUGCUCUAGAUUGGGCAAGGCUGAAAAAUAGCGAUGUUGAUUUGACG
Racocetra persica is the source of this 294-nucleotide messenger RNA. NCBI's taxonomy places the organism in Eukaryota, Fungi, Glomeromycota, Glomeromycetes, Diversisporales, Gigasporaceae. The record is from the annotation of a GenBank genome assembly.